AUGGUCCCCGCACGACGCGACAUCCUGCCGGACAGGCCACUCAAUGACUAUGAGCGAUGGCUCGAAACCCAGAAUCAAGAGAACAACCCAGAUCCCUCUCCCCAUGAAAGUCAGCACGUCCUGCAUCACCACACCUCCGUACCGCAUGGCAGCUUUCCCGCCAAGGCGAGAGUCCAAAUCUCCGACGGACUUCUUUCCCAUCAGUACAUGGAAUACAUGGAAAUGGCCUCGAAAUUGGCAUUACUUGGUGUUGUGCUAGUUGUCCUCGCAAGACUUGUACGGCGUUCCCGAGCCCGACACCACCCUCCAAGUCCUCGAGUCUCUGAAGUGGAAGCAAAUACACAUGGCACAGAGGAGAAGCGCUUGCUCUGA
Molecule: messenger RNA, 372 nt
Organism: Aspergillus heteromorphus CBS 117.55
Lineage: Eukaryota; Fungi; Ascomycota; Eurotiomycetes; Eurotiales; Aspergillaceae
Exons: 2
Coding region: 1-372 (123 amino acids)
Source: RefSeq, a predicted model, not a curated record